AACUGUCAGUGUCAAUGUCAUAGUAAUAUUAUAUAGUAUUUUACAACAAUGAACCACACACAUUACUGUAAAGCUGUAGUGAAAUAAGGUCACUUCCAACAGCCUUGCUGUUGGGCUAGCUCUUGAGUGUCUGACUACCACUCUGGAGGUCGUGGGUUCAAUCCCCGGCCUGAGCCCAGUAUUUUCACAUUAAUGGCGACGAGGCAAAAAAGAACUGUGAAUGCGGGAAUGGGUCUGAGCUGUUCAAUGGUGUCUGGGAGGGCCAUGCGGAUGCAAGACAUGCUGUAGCGGGCGUGUCUGGGCCUUGAAACAUUAAAAAGGGGGAGGAGUGUAGUGAAAUAAGGUCACUUCCAACAGCCUUGUUGUUGGGAUAGAUCUUUAGCGACGUGGUUAAAGUGUCUGACUACCACUCUGGAGGUCGUGGGUUCAAUCCCCGGCCUUAGCCAUGGAAAUAGCAACUCCAGUAAAGUCAGUGAGGGCCUGUCUAACCUGUAAUCGUUCAUCUCAAGGACAUUUAAAAAACUUAAGAAAUGUUGCUAUGCGAUCCAUACUACUGAAAAAACAGUUUGAAUGUCUGGGCUGCAAUAUUGAAGACCUUGUGAAAGUAGGACAUGAAAAUCUGUUGGUUUGUGACACAUGUUUGAAAAUAUUGGACAAACUAUCAGAAAUGAAGUUGAAUUUACAAAUGAACAUGAAAGAACUAAAGAAGAGUGAGGAUAGAACACAGAGAUUAAUUAUUCAUUCUGUUUCUCCUGUAGUUAAGAAGUUCAAGGACACAACUGUACCAGUAAAAUCUAGAAAAAGUUCAAGGGCACUUUUUAAGAUGCCAUCUCCAUCUCCAUCAAGAUGUAUUGAUUCAGUUAUUAGUCCAAAAUCAGACAGCAUUGAUCAUUCAUACUCUGGGAUACCAAGCAAAACAAAAACACAAAGCCUUGACCAUUUGUAUUCAACAACCGUAAAUCAAAAUGUAGAUCUUAAUAAUCCAUACAGUUUUCAUAAGAAGAAAAUACUGAUGCCCCCUGAAAUUAAUGCACUUGAAAUGUCCGAAGGUGUUGCAGUUUCUGAUAACCCUGUCUUGCCCAAUGGAUCUUGCAGUUCCAGAGAAAAAACAUGGCAUAGCAGCUAUGUAUGCACUUGGCAUGUACUUACGGAACAACCACAUGAUUGCCUUUCAAAAAGCUGUUGCUGCAUCAUGUAUAAGAUAUAAUGCAGGGAAUGGACUCAUGGAGUUUUAACACACUCUGGGAAUGUCAAUACCUACAAAAAGCAAGCUGCCAAUGUUGGAUGACCUUGGACAAAUAAAUGGUCAUUAUGUAGUUUCUGCUUUGGCUAAUGGGAAAACCAUCAAAAUCACAGUUGACAACAUUGAUGGGCACAUAAAAGCUUAUCAGGUCAGGCUUGGUAGUGGAAACAGAUUUUCACUACACUCAUUGGUCGAUCCUUAUCGACAGAUUUGACCCAAGAGAUCUUCAGGGACUGAGCACACAACCAAAACAGAUAACUGCCCAAGGACCUGACCCUACCAUCUUCUUCUUGUCUUCAAACGAACAUGAAGCAUUAAGGAAAAGAUGUACUCAGCUUGUCAUGCGGAUACUGGUAGAAGAAAUACAGCCAUUGUCCAUGUUUUCUACGGCAACACCUCGUCUUGUGGACCAUAAAUACAGACAAGUGGUUGAUAGACCAUCACAAGUUCAUCCAAUGUUUGUGAUGAGUUUAACAACAUGGCCAGUAUUCCCCUGGGUGGUGAUCAGCUGACACGGGUAACAUUUGAUUCGGCACGCGUUCUGAGAUCUGGUACUCACAGUCGAACAGAGAGGUUUGACCAGUUGUCUCCAGUCAUCGAAGAACUAUUUCAUGUUCAGCAAGACUUGUUAGAGAAAAUCAUCAAAACCUUCUACAUACCAGAAACAGCUCGUGAAGAGGGAUCACUUGCCCAGUACAGAGCAAUUCUUCAUAGAACAAACGUUAAUGGUCAAGUUAAGGCUAAUGGAUAUGAAUCACACAAAGACUUCCUCAUUACUGUCACUAGAGCUCUUGUGAUAGAGUUAGCUUGUGAAAGAUGGGGGGCUGAUUGCAAGACAGACAUGGGGUCUCUGGUUCCGGAAGAAGUGAAGACUUCUAAUACCAAAGGGAAGAAGCAGUGGUUACAGGAGCAAGUGACCAAAGUGGUGGAUACACUGUUCUGCCCAUACUCUGCUCCAAAAGAUGCUAAAAUAUACCUUUGGCGCAGUGGCCAUUUGUACUGUGUUACGGUGCCUUCAAAAGAUGUCGGGAAAACCAUUGAUCUUAUCAUAAAUGGUGAAGCUGUCCGCAUAAGAGUGCCUGAAGAUUGUAAAACUGACGAAGCAGAAGAUGGUGUGUUUUCAUACAGCCUUGGGAUUGUCAGAGUUGCAAUGGAUUUUAUCAUGUUCAAUGAUGCAAUAAAAUCAGGUGAUAUAGACAUGAUUACAAUUCUUAUGAAACGAUUCAUUCCACUGUUUAUAGGAUUGUCAUCCUACAAAUCAAAGUAUGCUAUUGAGUGUGUCAACUUCCUUACUAAAACUGAAUGCCUGUUGUCAGACUUUGAAAGUGCUAGAGUGAAACUGGGAUUGUUGGUCAACAGAAAAGGCCGACCGGGAAAAAACAAACCAGCAGACAUGGAACAGGAGAAUAAUAUUCGUCUUGUCAAACAUGUAAUUAGAGGACUUGGAGCCGGAAAAAGUGAUAAAGCUAUGCUAAGAAUAUCGAAAGCAGCACCUGUAAUCAGUGCAAUGGUAAAUGGACUAGAAGGAAGCAAGACACAUAAAGAUAGACACUCCAGAAAGUCAAUAUCAGAAGAUAUUUCAAGAUUAGGGGAUGCAAUUCGAAAAAUAAGGCCUUUCAACUAUCAGAAGGGUAGACAAAUGAAUCCUUUCAAGAAAAUUUCAUCAAAUGUGAUUGGUGCUGUGAACAAAGACAAAUUAAAGGACUUUAUAAUCAGGCACAGCUCCAGAGCAGUUAAUAAGCUUGCUUUUGAUGACAAUGAAGACUAAUAAGGGAUGCUGUUAAUGCCAAUAAGGACUCGUUAAAUUGAUUUUUGUAGUCAGAUCUUCCACACUUAUUUUUGCAAAAUUGAAAAAAAUGUGGGUUUUUUUGCUAUUUGCACUCAAGUUUUGUAUCCUUCUUUAACGUAAGUGCACAUGAAAAUUAAAUUGUGUAAAAAAACAACAACAUAAAAACACACACCUGAAGUCUGAGAAAUGGUUUAUGGCGCUUAAUAUUAAUGGAACAUUAAUAUUGUUUUGUAACCUUUAAAAUAAAUCAUGUGUAAAUAUUGAGCACAGACCAUCAAAAAUUUGAUUUUAGCAACCAGCAAUUCCUUCUACCAGAUGCACAAUAUUUUGAUAUUAAUUGUUUAAAGAAAUAUGUAUCAAUUGUCAAACCAUUUACAAUUUUUACAGUCUGAUUGCUAAAAUAUGUCAGAAAAAAAGUUUUAUUGCAUUUACUGGACCUAUAACCAUGGCAUCACAUAAGAAUGCAUGUUAUUACAUUUAUGUAAGAAGACAAGAAUUCUACUUUUCAUCUAACUAUAUAACAUCCAUUUUUUCUCUUCCCAAAUAUCAGAAGCAAAAACAGUGCAAACUUUCUAUGAAUAGUUGUCACCUUAUGAACUUACUCCACUGGAUAUUUUUACCCAAAAUUGUUGGAAAACAUAGUUACUAGUAUGACAUUUGUAUUAUCAGGUUAAGUAUUUUAAAAGGAGAAAUCUUUUUGUGAGGGCACAUAUGUGAAAUGGAGAGUGGUCUACUUCACUCAUAGUAAUAUGUGAUUGAUGAAGCAUACGUCAGUCUUGUUCAUGCAAUCAUUUUUAUGCCCCCGGAUCGAAUGAUCGGGGGUAUAUUGUUUUUGGCCUGUCUGUCUGUCUGUUAUUCUGUCCCAAAACUUUAACCUAAAACUUUAACGAAGGUUAAAGUUUUGCAAUAACUUUUUCAAUAUUGAAGAUACAUGUAGCAACUUGAUAUUUGGCAUGCAUGUGUACAUUUUGUAUCUCAUGGAGCUGCACAUUUUGAGUGGUGAAAGGUCAAGGUCAUCCUUCAAGGUCAAAGAUAUGGAUUCAAAGCGGCGCAAUAGGGGGCAUUGUGUUUCUGACAAACACAUCUCUUGUUUAGAUGAAAUAUGCAAACACUUCCUUAUUUUUUUUCAAUUUGUGUUAACUAUUAAAAAUUGUGUAGCUUUUAACUUGUUUUGCAUGAUUUAUUCAUUAUAAUGUUUUAAAAUAGCCACUGGUGACAAAAGUUGUGUGAGUCUUGGUUGUUCUGGUCAUGAGUGACAUGUUUAUUUUCUCAGCCAAACUGUGAGUUAUAUUUUAACGUAAUAUUAUAAAUAAAUUCGUGUUGUACUUUUCCGUGUAUAUAAUUAUAAAAACAUGUAUAUGAUAAAACUGUUAUGAUAUUGAUGAAAUUGAGGUACAAAUAGUGUUAUUAGUAAAAUUUCCUGUCUUAUUUGAAUUAUUUAAGUGAAAUUCAAUAUGUGUUACUUAGACUUUUGUCAUUCAAUCUUACAAUUGUUGCUACCUCACCUCAUGUCAACUUGUAUUAUUGAAUGUUUUUUAUUUGUGAAAGAAAAACAUGACAUAAAAUGCACAGGAUUGGAAAUCAAUUAUCUGUCAGGUUAGAUGAGCCAGAGACAUAGGUCCAUAAUACUAUCCCAUGGUUUUGCUCUUUUAAGUAUGAAACAUUUUCAGUGAAAAAAAUAUGGAUAAUGACCCUGUUUUAACUUAUUUUAAAAAUUGCUGUGCAGUUCUUACAAGUGUCAAUUCAGAGUUGUUGAGCAGAAAACUGUAUGCAGUGUCUCAAAUGAUUGUCGUCAGCUGACCAUCAUUGUCAUAAUCAUAAACCAUUUUAAAACAGUCAAGCAUUAUUGAUGUCAUUAUUGUGUUUAUCAUUAUACCUCUUUUGGACUUAUAUAUGUAUUUUAUGUAUUAAUAAACACAUAUUAUUCA
Molecule: messenger RNA, 4960 nt
Organism: Dreissena polymorpha
Lineage: Eukaryota; Metazoa; Mollusca; Bivalvia; Myida; Dreissenidae
Exons: 9
Coding region: 1722-3011 (429 amino acids)
Source: RefSeq, a predicted model, not a curated record